AUGGACCCUCCCAGGAAGUACAGGUUCAUGGCGAUGGACCGACUGGUCAGUGACCUUCAGAAAGUAUGUGAGAGAAAUGAUGACAAGCUAAAGAAACACACAGUGCUACAGCUUGUCCUCCUACAGCUGGAUGUCCUUGAGUAUAUCCAUGACAACGAGUAGGUCCAUGCAGAUGUAAAGAAUGCCAACCUAAUGCUUGGUCACACAGACCCAAACAAGGUGUACCUGGCUGACAAUGGCCUAUCUUACAGGUACAGCCCAGAUGGAGUGCACAAGGAGAACAAGGGAAACCCAAAGAAGGGACACAAAGGAACCGUAGAGUACACCAACAUUGAUGCUCAAAAUGGAGUCGCUCUAGACGUGGGACGUGGGAACCUGGAGGUGUUGGGCUUCUGUUUGCUCCACUGGCUGUGUUGGGCGCUGCCCUGGGAGGCCAAGACCAGACUCAUGUGUAAUCUACCUGACUCGGUGCAGCAGCUGUCUGUGGGUGGAGCUUCCACAUAUGAGUUGACCAGGUUCAUGCUCCAUGUCAAAGUUAUGGGGUAUAAGCAACGUCCGGAUUACCAGAAGCUGAGAAAGUUGCUGUCCGAGGGGGGACAGAGAGCGAGCAGAGGCCAGAGAAGGCUGGACCGGUCUGGGCUACGAGGAUAG
This is a messenger RNA of Oncorhynchus tshawytscha (Chinook salmon), 651 nucleotides long. RefSeq names its product serine/threonine-protein kinase VRK2-like. The record is from RefSeq and is a predicted model, not a curated record. Gene Ontology annotation, biological process: signal transduction; peptidyl-serine phosphorylation. Gene Ontology annotation, cellular component: nucleus; cytoplasm. The transcript is spliced from 7 exons. Lineage: Eukaryota; Metazoa; Chordata; Actinopteri; Salmoniformes; Salmonidae. Gene Ontology annotation, molecular function: ATP binding; protein serine/threonine kinase activity.